Symbiodinium natans is the source of this 669-nucleotide messenger RNA. The record is from the annotation of a GenBank genome assembly. Lineage: Eukaryota; Dinophyceae; Suessiales; Symbiodiniaceae.
AUGGGCCAGUUCUACGUCCUUUCCAGCGGCGUGCUGCUUCUGUAUGAGCAGAAUGGCGCAGGCGGGCCUUCGGUUGCAGUGUCGUACUACGCAACCAUGGAGGCUUUCCUGAACGGGCAGAGCGAUCCGAAGACGUUUGUGUCCGAGCAGACAAUCUGCAUCGGCAAUGCUGAGGGCACACCGUCGCUCUAUGCCAUCGAUGAGACGACAGAUGAGCUGACCAUCCUGAUGCAUUGCUACGAAUCCAAAGAUGGCACGGCCAUUGACCAGCAGGCAGUGGCAGUGCUGCGUGGUUUCCUUCGAGGUUCGAGGGAAGAGUGGGAGUGGCAGGCAAAACUGUUGAAAGUGGUGAACGAUUGGUUUCCAGAGAAUGGCUUCACAGGGAAGUUGGGCUCCAGAAGCUCCUUGCAAUGGGCUGGUCGGCAGUGGAUCAUCAUGGAAGCUCAGAAGGUGCUGGAUGACUGGGCCAGCUGGCGGAUCUUCCUGGGUGACGGUCUCGGCUUUACACGGGUGCCAUUUGACAUGGCAUCGAACUCGACCGCAAAUCCUGUGCUCACAACCUUCUCCAACUCGUCCGAGCACGUGGCUGUCAGCACCUUCUUCAUCCCAUCAGAAGGCGCAGUUGCCGAAGAAGUUGGUGAAUUGGUCCAUGUUUUCCCUCUUCCAUGA